Molecule: messenger RNA, 381 nt
Organism: Lagenorhynchus albirostris (white-beaked dolphin)
Lineage: Eukaryota; Metazoa; Chordata; Mammalia; Artiodactyla; Delphinidae
Product: riboflavin kinase-like
Exons: 1
Coding region: 1-381 (126 amino acids)
Biological process (GO): riboflavin biosynthetic process; FMN biosynthetic process
Cellular component (GO): mitochondrion
Molecular function (GO): riboflavin kinase activity
Source: RefSeq, a predicted model, not a curated record
AUGAGGCACCUGCCCUACUUCUGCCGCGGCCAGGUGGUGCGGGGCUUCGGUCGCAGCUCCAAGCAGCUGGGCAUCCCUACAGCUAACUUUCCUAAACAAGUAAUAGGUAAUCUUCCAGCUGAUGUAUCCACUGGCAUUUACCAUGGUUGGGUCAGUGUUGGAAGUGGAGACGUCCAUAAGAUGGUGAUGAGCAUAGGAUGGAACCCAUACUACAAGAAUACGAAAAAGUCCAUGGAAACUCGUAUCAUGCAUACUUUCAAAGAGGACUUCUAUGGGGAACUUCUCAAUGUGGCCGUCGUCGGCUACCUCAGACCAGAAAAGAACUUUGAUUCUUUAGAGUCACUUAUUUCAGCAAUUCAAGGUGAUAUUGAGGAAACUUAA